Molecule: messenger RNA, 3507 nt
Organism: Fraxinus pennsylvanica
Lineage: Eukaryota; Viridiplantae; Streptophyta; Magnoliopsida; Lamiales; Oleaceae
Source: the annotation of a GenBank genome assembly
AUGAUUUGGGGUCAUUCGUUGCUGCCAGAGUUGUUCUUGUUCAAGGUAUUGUUGAUCCACUUAUCACCGAAACUUGGGGGUUCUGCUCUAAAGAAUGAUGGAGUUGACAACUCUUACCUUGGUAUCCUAAUUGAAGAGUGCCGCCUUCUUGCUAGAGAAUUACUGAAUCUCAAGUUCAGCUGGUUUAGGAGAUCGUCUAACCAAGUAGCUCACAUACUAGCUAAUGCCGCUAGUUCAUUACAUGGCCUCACCCCACCCCCCAAAUGGUGGUGUAUGCAGGCAGGUGUUGAAUCGAGAAACUAUUUCUCCACAACCCCUUCUGGAUUUGGAUUUGAAAUUGGAUUCAUGUCUGCUUCAAUUGAUAAUGAAGUCAAUCAAUUGAAAAGUUCCAAUCUUUCCAAAUCAAGAUUGGCAAAUCUCCUCCGACAGUAUUCAUUCGAUGUAUCUAAUGCUGCUAUGCGUUAUCUUAAGCUCAAAGACCGUUGCAAAACCACUCAAGUCUACGCCUUUACGCCUUCCUCCACCCCUACCUCCGCCGCCGUGGCCAUCGCUACCGCCACUACUAACAAGCCCCACCACCUAGAACAACUGCCCACAUUAAAUUCUAUCCUGCGUGAAUCGGUUGAUACCGUCUCGGUGUCCACGCCUAAGACUCUUCUCCCAUAUGGGCUCCCAAGAACUGAUUCUCUCGAACCUCGGAUUGACCCUUAUCUCAAAUCCGAAGACUUUGUUCAGUCCUUGGCCGAACUGUACAGGAGGGAGAACAGUGGUCCGGAUUCGGACAAGUCCCUUGUGCAUUUAGAGCAGUAUUCUAUGUCGUGUAGGCAUGGCGAUCCGAAAAUUACCCGGAGAUGCCUUCAAUCUGCUCGCAAACACGCCGUAGACGUGCACUCAAAGGUUGUUUUAUCGGCUUGGUUGAGGUACGAGAGAAGAGAAGAUGAACUCGUGGGAACUUCGCCUUUAGAUUGUAUUGGAAGAAAUCUUGAAUGCCCCAAGUCGGCUUUGAUACAUGGUUAUGAUCCAGCUUCUGUUUUUGAUCACUGUCAAUGUUCCAGGGCGAUUGAUUCUAAUAAUGAAAAUUCAGAUAUUAACUAUAUCUUGGAUGGAAAUGAUCAAUUUUCCAGUUCAGAUUCGGAUGAAAUUGUUUGCUUUUGCAUUGGCAAGGAGGAAGUUUACUGCAAUCGAGGUAGAGUUGCCUCUCUUUCCAGACCAUUAAAAGCAAUGUUAUAUGGAAAUUUUGUGGAGUCUAUGAAGAAUUCUAUAGAUUUUUCGGGAAUUGGUAUAUCUGUGGAGGGAAUGAGAGCAGUGAGAUUGUUUAGCGAAUCUAAUAAAUUAGAUUGUUGUUUGCCUAAUGUUGUCAUGGAGAUUCUGUCUUUUGCUAAUCGGUUUUGUUGUGAGGAAAUGAAAUCUGCUUGUGAUAACUAUUUAGCUUCAUUGGUUUCGAACAUUGAUGAAGCAUUGAUUCUUAUUGAUUAUGCUCUGGAGGAGAAAGCGACUCUUCUCACAGCCUCUUGCUUGCAAGUGAUGCUUAGAGAGCUUCCAGGGUGUUUACAUAAUUCAAAAGUUAUGAAUAUAUUCUGUAGUUCUGAGGCUCGAGCAAGAUUAGCUAUGGUUGGUCAUUCUUCUUUCCUAUUGUUCUAUUUCCUUAGUCAGGUUGCUAUGGAAGAAGAUAUGACGUCUAACGUGACUGUAAACUUGUUUGAGAGAUUAAUAGAAUGUUCAACUGAAAGGUGGCAGAAGGCACUAGCAUUUCAUCAAUUGGGUUGUGUGUUUCUUGAAAGAAAGGAGUAUAAUGAAGCUCACCAUUGCUAUGAAGCAGCGGCUGAGAUAGGUCAUGUUUAUUCAUUAGCUGGAGUAGCACGCACAAAGUACAGGCAAGGGCAGAGGUGUUUGGCAUAUGAUAUUAUUAAUUCAAUUAUACCAAAGCAAAACAUUCCAAUGGGGUGGAUGUAUCAAGAACGGUCAUUGUAUAACUCGGGUAUGGAGAAGAUAUUGGAUCUAAAUGAAGCUACUAGAUUGGAUCCCACUCUUUCCUUUCCGUACAAAUAUAGAGCUGUUUCUAUGGUAGAGGAGAAGAACCAGACUGAGGCAGCUAUCAAAGAGUUGAACAGAAUACUUCGCUUUAAGGUGUCCUCAGACGGUCUUGAACUUCGAGCUUGGUUCCAUAUUUCUCUUGAGGAUUAUCAUGCUGCUAUAAGAGACAUUCAAGCCUUAUUAACAUUGGAGCCCAAUUACAUGAUGUUUAAUGGGAAAGUGAUAGGUAGCCACUUGGUUGAACUUCUUGGCCAACAUGUUAACCAGUGGAGUCCAGCUGAUUGCUGGAUGCAACUCUAUGACCGAUGGUCUUCUGUUGAUGAUGUCGGCUCCCUGGCUGUUGUACAUCAGAUGCUUAUAAAUAAUCCUGAAAAGAGCAUUUUGUGGUUCCGACAAUCUCUACUUCUAUUACGGCUGAAUUGUCAAAAAGCUGCCAUGCGUAGCUUGCGUUUUGCCCGAAAUCAUUCUAGCUCCUAUUGCGAAAGGCUUGUUUAUGAAGGAUGGAUUUUAUAUGAUUCUGACUACCGUGAAGAAGCAAUUGCCAAAGCUGAGGAAUCAAUUUCACUUCAAAGGUCUUUUGAAGCUUUUUUCCUUAAAGCAUAUGCACUGGCGGAUACAUAUCUGGAUCCUGAAUCUGCAUCUUAUGUUAUCGAACUCCUGGAGGAGGCACUUAGAUGUCCUUCAGACGGUCUUCGUAAAGGACAAGCUCUAAAUAAUCUAGGAAGUAUUUUUGUGGAUUGUGGAAAGCUCGAUUUUGCAGCAGACUGCUAUAUGAGUGCCCUGAAAAUAAAGCAUACACGAGCUCAUCAGGGGCUUGCACGUGUUUAUCAUCUCAAAAAUGAUAAGAAAGCUGCUUAUGACGAGAUGACAAAGCUAAUUGAGAAGGCAGAAAACAAGGCAUCAGCUUAUGAAAAACGCUCAGAGUAUUGCGAUCGAGAACUGGCAAAUAAUGAUCUCAGUAUGGCAACACAGUUGGAUCCAUUAAGGACUUAUCCUUACAGAUACAGAGCAGCAGUGCUUAUGGAUGACCAAAAAGAAAAUGAAGCAGUAGAAGAGCUGACAAGGGCAAUUGCUUUCAAGCCUGAUGUGCAAAUGCUUAAUCUUCGAGCAGCAUUCCAUGAAUCAAUGGGUGACUUAAGCUCUGCUCUCAGAGAUUGUGAGGCAGCACUGUGCUUGGAUCCUGAGCACAAGGACACCCUCAAUUUGGUAAUUAAUUCUAAUAAUGAGAAUUCAGAUAUGGUUGAAAAUGUUUGCUUUUGCAUUGGCAAGGAGGAGGAGAUUUUGUCUUUUGCUAAUCGGUUUUGUUGUGAGGAAAAGAAAUCUUCUUGUGAUAACUAUUUAGCUUCAAUGGUUUCCAGUGUCAAUGAAGCAUUGAUUCUUAUGCUCUGGAGCAAAGAGCGAAUCUUCUCACAGCCUCUUGCUUGCAAGUUGCAACUGAUGCUUAGAGAGCUUCCAGGGUGUUUGCAUAAUUGA